Molecule: messenger RNA, 1416 nt
Organism: Trichoderma asperellum CBS 433.97
Lineage: Eukaryota; Fungi; Ascomycota; Sordariomycetes; Hypocreales; Hypocreaceae
Biological process (GO): transmembrane transport
Cellular component (GO): membrane
Molecular function (GO): transmembrane transporter activity
Source: RefSeq, a predicted model, not a curated record
AUGGCGCUCGUGAAUACGGCAAUUGACGAGAUUGGCAUGACAAGCUUCCAGUGGAAACUCUUCUGGCUCAAUGGAUUUGGAUAUGCAGUUGACUCGCUUCUAGUUGUCUGCCAGUCUAUUGCGAAUCCAGCCGUCCAGCAGGAGUAUGGACUGCCAAGCGCUCACGUAUCUGGCAUCCCUCUGGCUUCACAGGUUGGCCUCCUGGUGGGAGCUGGCAUCUGGGGCUUCUCCGCCGACAUCAUUGGCAGGAAGCUUGCCUUCAACACAAGUCUCCUCUCUAGCGCCGUGUUUGUCCUUAUUGCGGGCGGUAUGCCAUCGUACAUCUCAUUCUCGGCCAUCGUGGCCAUCUACUCGGCCGGUGCUGGCGGCAACUACAUCCUCGAUGCAACAAACUUCCUCGAGUUCCUCCCCACCAGCUACGCAUGGCUCGUCACCUUCAUGGCCGUCUGGUGGGCCGUCGGAUACACCAUCACGGGCCUGCUUGCGUGGGCCUUUAUGAGCAACUUCAGCUGCGCGCCCGACGCGGCGGUAUGCACUCGAGCAGAUAACAUGGGCUGGCGAUACUUGCACUUCACUUGCGGCGCGCUUGUGCUGGUCGUGGCUUUUGCGCGUCUGGCGUUUGUGCGCAUGGUGCAGACGCCGCGGUGGCUGAUUGCGCAGAAUCGCGACGAGGAAGUCAUCAAGACGCUGAACGAUCUUUCUACCAGGGCAGGGAGAUGGCACAACUUGACUCUGGAGCGGUUGCAGGCAGAAGGCGUGGUUCUUCACACGGAGGAGUCCGUCUGGUCUACGCUCCGGCUCAAGAUGCACUUCAAGGGCCUCUUCCAGACGCGGAGGCUGGCCUGGUCCACCGCCGUCAUCCUGGCCAACUGGUUCGUCAUUGGAAUGGUCUCGCCGCUGUACAGUGUCUUUCUGCCGUUCUAUCUGCAAUCCCGGGGUGCCGUGGUCGGCGACGAUUCCAACUAUGCUACGUGGAGGGACUACGCCAUCAACCAAGUGGCCGGGCUUGUCGGCCCCGUGGUUGCAGCAGUGCUGAUUGAGACCAAGUUCUUUGGGCGCAGGGGCACUCUUGCGGUUGGUGCGCUGAUCACCAUGGUGCUGCAGUUUGGCUAUACGCAGAUUAAGACGCCGGCGCAGAAUCUUGGUGUUUCGGCUGCCAUUUCAGCGGCAUCGAACAUCUACUAUGGCACGAUAUAUGCGUAUACGCCGGAGAUUUUGCCGUCUGCGCAUCGUGCGACGGGCUAUGGUCUUUGUGUUGUGCUCAACAGGGUCGGCGGGAUUCUGGGCGUGUUGGUGGGCAGCUAUGCGAAUGUGGAAACGACAGCUCCCUUGUUUGUUUGCGCGGCCUUGUUUGGGCUGCUUGUCAUUCUAAGUUUAAUACUUCCCUUUGAGUCCAGAGGAAAGAGAAGCCAAUAA